AUGGGAGAUCCCACCAGUCCGGCUGGCCUGGGUCCUCCUCCACAUGCUGCGUUACAGCGGACGCUGCUCAACACAGUCGUUCGAUCUGUAUCUUCUCUCGACCGUGACAUCUUAGACGCCCCGGUAACUGCUACGGACUUGGCAGCCGCCAUCCGCCACAUGCGCGCGACUUCGUCACCUGGUAUGGAUGGUCUGACGGCUGGUUUCUACCAGGUCGCCCCUGACGUCUUCGGAGACUGCCUUAGUAUCGUCUUUAAAGAUCGUCUCCACCGCGGUACGCUCCUCCCGUCCCAGCGGAAGUCAGCAUUUGUUCUGCUUCACAAGAAAGGGUCACGUGCGGCUCCUGGAAACUACCGCCCGAUUACUCUUGUGAUCCCCGAUUUGAUCCACCCCGACCAGAAGGGAUUCGUCAAGGGACGAUCAAUUCAUCACCACGUGCGCUUCCUGGCCGAUCUUCAAGACCUGGUUACCGGCCGGAACGAUGAAGCGUACGCGCUGUUUUUAGAUUUCGAAAAAGCCUUCGAUAGAGUCAACUGGGACUACAUGCUUCGUCUACUCGAACGCCUGGGCUUUGGGUCGACGUUUACGCGGUGGAUCCAGCUUCUUUACACGGACCCACGGGCCCAUCUGAUGAUCAAUCAGAACAUCCAACCAGCGCUCUUCCCGACACGCGGUCUAAAGCAAGGGGAUUUGUUAUCAUCCCUUCUUUUCAUCUUGACCAUCGAGCCCCUUAGCAAUCUCCUCCAGAAACACGAGGAGUAUGGCAUCUGUCUGAAUGCGGACCACACUUCCACCGGCGCGUUCUUCGCUGAUGACUCCACUCUCCUGAGCAGCUCAAUCGCGAACCUGCAGGACCAGCUGCUUCUUGUCCAAGAUUACUGCCAGAGGUCCGGUGCCAGACUUAACAUACAAAAAUCUGUGCUGCUCGCGCUCAACCGGAACCACACGUGUCCACUUCUUUCUGGUAUGAGAUUUCUCAGUUGGACGGAUACGGUGAAAUACCUUGGCAAUCCCUUUGGGCAGUCCUCGGUCGAUACCGUGAUCACCGACUUUCUUGAGCAGCGCUUCUACGACGGCUUCAAAUUGUGGUACUGA
Molecule: messenger RNA, 1095 nt
Organism: Peronospora matthiolae
Lineage: Eukaryota; Oomycota; Peronosporomycetes; Peronosporales; Peronosporaceae
Source: the annotation of a GenBank genome assembly